Molecule: messenger RNA, 1619 nt
Organism: Sabethes cyaneus
Lineage: Eukaryota; Metazoa; Arthropoda; Insecta; Diptera; Culicidae
Exons: 4
Coding region: 63-1574 (503 amino acids)
Biological process (GO): SCF-dependent proteasomal ubiquitin-dependent protein catabolic process
Cellular component (GO): SCF ubiquitin ligase complex
Molecular function (GO): protein binding
Source: RefSeq, a predicted model, not a curated record
UAAAAUUUCCCUUUUUGUUUCUUUUAUAAUUAAACAAAUUAAACUACACAUGAAAUCCCAUCAUGCCAACUUCGUCGCAGGAUUUACCGGAGGAGAUGCUGGUUCAUAUCUUUUCCUAUCUGGAGCUCGAUGACCGGAAAACGGUAGCUACGGUUUGCCGACGCUGGUCUGAGUUGGCAUUCCGGUGGAAUGAGGUUCAGUUAGAAAUAGACUUACGCCAAUCCGGUGUCGAAGCCACAUAUCAUCGUGUUCUCAAAGCAAGCGAGCGACCAUAUCGGCACCUAAUGAUCAUUUUCGGAUACGAUCAGGCCAAAUGCGUGUUACUAUUACACAUUUUAGCUCGAUUUUACGAUAGUCUGGAAUCGCUGACAAUAUUACCAGACAAUUUUGUGCCGGUUGAGUUGCAUUUAUUAGCACAAGUUUUUGCUCUUUGUCCCAAUCUGAAGCGGCUGCACGUAGAGUACUGCACGUUCCAGCAUCGGCGAGGUGCUGAAAUAUAUUUCACUCCACUGACAAAUUUGUUCGAUUUAUAUGUGGAUAAUAAUUUGCUGGACAUGCGAGAGAUUGACAUUCGGGAAGCGAUGCCUAACAUCACAGGACUAAAUUUACAAAUUAGCUAUUACUCGAAACGACCGCAGGUUGUUUUGCAGCAUUUUAGCCCACGUCUGAUAAAGCUUGGGGUUUGCUUUCUCACCGAAGAUCAUUUCCCUAGAAUAUGUGAGAUCAGUUUUCCGCUGUUAAAAAAGUUGAAUUUCUAUUGUGUCGACUGCAAUUUUGAUGAUUUCCGCCUGAUAGAGCGAUUCGCACAUUUUAUCCAACGUUGUCCUGACCUGACGGAAGUCAUUCUGCGAUGUAAUAUCAACGCUUUAGUAAUGAAAAAUAUCGCUCAAAUUUGCACAAACCUCCAAUACUUGUGCCUUAGUACCAAAGAGCAUACCACGGAAUGCUUUCACUAUCUAAGUGAAUUGCAUAAUUUAAAGCUAUUGCGUAUUGAGGAUGCUAUUAUUAGCGUGCCUGAAGUGGAACAAUUCGUAGUGUUCAAAACGUUGCAUACACUAACGCUAUACUCGGUGCAGAUCACGCAUGUGAACAAAUUCAACAGUUUUGUGCGCAAUUGUUUUCCCAAAUUAGCUACAUUGGAGCUGCUUAAUGUUUGCAGAAGAAUGAAUCAGGCAGAUAUGUUCAAGUUGUACAGUACUGUGUGCCAUGAUUUUGUGACCCUGGAGUGCCUAGUUCUAAGUGAAUCUGGAAAGCUGCUGGAUUUGGAUUUAUUCUUCUAUUUCGCGUCUCUACCGCGGCUGCGGGAGCUGCGGCUUAGAUUUCGUAAUUUGACCGAUUGCAUUUGCCCGUAUGCUACCAACAUAAUGUACAUCGAAACGUUGACUCUCGACGUGCCACAAAUACACGACGAGUGUCUGCACAAAUUAACGGAACUGUUGCCAAGGGUUCGACUGAUAGUGCUGUCCGAAAAUAAUGGCUGCUCGGUGGAAGGCAUCCGGACCGCCAGGGACAGACUGACGCAGUGUGAUAUUAGAGUUAAGCGCAAGGUGCACAUCGAAGUACAGUGGUCUUGAAAAUGGGCUCCUUGUUUUAGCUUAGGUCACUAUUGUUUUGUAUUA